ACGUCACCGGUAAUCAGUAACUGUUACUCAGUUACCGGCGUGUCAGAUGAACUUUACGAACGUUGAGAGACGAGCAUCACACAGAUCGUACAACAAUAACAGGACACAUCAUAGCAAGGGUCUAGCAAGCUUGCUCUUGGAUUAUGAAAAGAAAGGCGUUGAUAAUUGAAAUUUGUUUGGUUGUUUGCGGACUGGUUUGUCUAUCUUACGGAUGUAAAGACAGCUAUGCAAAAUGCAGGGAAUGGAAAAGUAGUGGAUUUUGUGCAAAGUCCAGUAGUUAUCACAAUUAUAUGAAAASUGUAUGUGCCAAAAGCUGCAAUUUUUGUCAGCCUGUAUGCCAAGAUCUCUCAAAYGGUUGUGCCGGAUGGAAAAAACAAGGAUAUUGCGACCCGAAUCACAAAUAUUUUAACAAUAUCAAAGAUCAUUGCAAAGUUACUUGUAACCUAUGUUCAGGAAUUCCAACCAAAGCACCGUCGACACGCCCAACAAGGCCGUUUGUGGUGACUGAAGAUUGUAAAGAUGUCUAUACGCGUCACUGUAGGACUUACAGAAUAAAAGGAUUCUGUGAACCAACUUCGGAAUAUUAUAAAUAUACUUUAGAGCUUUGUAGAAAAUCAUGUGGAUUUUGCGAAACCAAACGCAAAAAGCCAGAACCUAAACCAACACGAAAGACCAACGAAAAAGGGAUCAGGAAUGAUUGGGAAGGAUGUCAGAUAUCUAUUCCAGUUGGCAUCGAAAAUGGACAAAUUCCUGAUCGAGCGUUCAGUGCGACGUCAAACAGACGUACGCGUGGCUGGUACGCACCASCCUAYAGGGCAAGACUGAACGCCCAGGACAUACGGCGUCAUAGUACARGUUAUAUAGGAGCGUGGUGUGCAGAGAGAGCGAGUCCGACAGAAUUUCUACAGAUAGACCUCGGAAAGACAUCAAUCAUUACGCACAUACAGACCCAGUCGCGUUUCAAUAGCCAUGAAGCUAUCAGGUCGUACACCGUUUCCUACAGCAAUGAUGGCAGAACGUUUUACUCGUAUAACGAGAACAAAGACAUCGCCAAGGAGUUUCGUGGUAAUAAUGACAUGAAUGAAGUACRAACCAAUCGCAUUGCAUUUCCAUUUCCUGCAAGAUACGUAAGGAUUCACCCUGUAUCUUGGAGUUCUAUUUGUAUGAGGGUGGAGCUGUACACGUGCAGUAGAGGAACAACACAAGUUUCCAGCAGAAGCUGUAACGAUAGACAUCCUUUCUGUUCCGAGAUGGCCAAGAAUCGAGAGUGCCUUAGGAACAGUCAGUGGAUGAACAAAUACUGUCCAAAGAGUUGUCGUAAAUGUGGCUAUGAUACACGUUAUGACCGUCCUUCCAGUAAGCGAGNUUUUGACUGCGGUUUGAAAUAUACGAGAGGUAAUACUGGAGGAAGUGAAGUAAGAAGAGGUGAAUGGCCGUGGCAGGCGUCCUUGUACCUGCGUAAUGUGGGUCCAUAUUGUGGAGGUUCCCUUUUAUCAUCAGAGUGGGUAUUAACAGCUGCCCGCUGUUUUGCAAACAGAAAAAGCCCGAGAGAUUGGAAGAUAAUUUUAGGGAAAACUGACUUUUACCAAAACGAAGGUGGAGAACAGGAGUUCGAUAUUGCUUCGGGAGGGAUCGUAACUCAUCCGAAAUACCGAGGAACCAACGAAUAUGACGUCGCUCUUGUUCGGCUUUCUCGAAAGGCACGGCCGACUACUCGCGUAAACACCGUUUGUCCUGAUGAAGGUGAACCGGUUUUUCGACCAGGAAAAGAAUGCUUCGUCACCGGUUGGGGCAAUGUGAAUGAAGGAGGCAUUUUAUCAAGUAUUCUUCAACAGACUUCGGUUCCACUUGUCUCUGUAUCAUCUUGUGAACGCAAUCGUGAUUUCCGUUCAUACUUUAAGAGAGAGAACAUGAUGUGCGCUGGUCCUCAUGGUGCAGGGGGGAAUACUUGUGGGAUGGACACUGGUGGCCCUCUCGUUUGUCGAGGUCCCAGUGGACGAUGGAUUCAAGURGGUGUGGUCAGUUGGGGACACGAUUGUAGUCGAAGCGGUCAUUAUGGUGUUUAUCAAAGGGUGUAUCACUACGAACCAUGGAUCAAAAAGACUAUUGGCAUAGAUGAGGAGUUAGAACCUUGAUGUUCAAGAUUGAUAGAGAGCUUAGAACUCGACUGAAAAACAUACUUGAGUAGGAAGUAUAGCGGUUUAUUGUUGAUAGCAACUCGUACGUACGAUAAAGAAAGUUAUGCUGUACAUAAAUACACUUAGUUCAUAUGAAGUAGACUAUUGCGGUGCAGUCUUAUAGUGAUAAUAAAAUCACCCGCAAAUCGCUUUGUUUAGGGUUAUAAUUUAAUCUGAUAGGAAAAAAGAAAUAAAGACUUCAUCAAACAAAA
Molecule: messenger RNA, 2389 nt
Organism: Exaiptasia diaphana
Lineage: Eukaryota; Metazoa; Cnidaria; Anthozoa; Actiniaria; Aiptasiidae
Exons: 13
Coding region: 144-2135 (663 amino acids)
Biological process (GO): proteolysis
Molecular function (GO): serine-type endopeptidase activity
Source: RefSeq, a predicted model, not a curated record